This is a messenger RNA of Sungouiella intermedia, 1773 nucleotides long. NCBI's taxonomy places the organism in Eukaryota, Fungi, Ascomycota, Pichiomycetes, Serinales, Metschnikowiaceae. The record is from the annotation of a GenBank genome assembly.
AUGUCCCUGCUGUUGACGCCGUCGUACACGGGGUUUAUCGGCUCCACAAAGGAUGCCGUUUUGGUGAUCCAAGCCGUGUUGCUUGGUGAUUUCCCCUUGGUGGACCAUCGGCCCCAGGAUCGCGAACGGGCAGAGCUAAUAAAAAGUGGAAAUGUAUUUGUGUUUAUCGAAGAGUCCUCUGGCAUAAAACGUUGGACCGAUGGCAUUUCGUGGUCUGCUUCGAGGAUUCUUGGCCGUUUUUUGGUGUAUCGCGAGUUGGACCCUUCCAGCAUGAAUGAGAAGGACGACAAACGAAAAAGACGAAAGCAUCUGGAACUGAUACCUCUGAGGAAACUGCAACCUGUUGAUUAUCAAUCAGAUGCUAAUCUUGUCUCCGAUUUCCAUCGCUCACACCUCGAUUAUCGACCUUAUGAACUGGUCGCUCCAGAUUAUGUGCCUUUAAGCGCCAUCAACACCGCCCCAUCUGCAUCUUUAUCAGCUCCAAAUGCUCCAGGCGCUCCAUUAAACGUCUAUCCAAGACAGUAUUCCCGAGAAACCCCUCACCAAGUGGUCCAGGAUCACGGCCUCAUCAAAAAGACCCUUUCGGUCACUACAGGGAAAGAAAAUUCCGUUACCAGCAAAGAAAACAAGCAGACCAUCCACUUAAUUUCUUAUUAUUCAGCACACGAUGUGUUGCUGGGCAAAUUGUCCCGCCCCUCUCAUGGCAAUUUGAAGAAUUUGCCAGUCCCUCCACUGCUUUGGGAAGCUGUUAAGAAGUCGUCCUUGGGUGGGAAAAUCCCCAUAGAGGACGAGGCCUACUAUUACUUGGAUUCCAACUACCAGCUCCAAAAUAUGUCAGUAUUGCUUAACAGUCGGGCUGAUACUGCCAAAAAACAACCGCUGACAUCAGUGGGUUCCGUGGGCUCGGUUGCUUCUGUAGGUUCAACUCACCAACCUGCUGCUAAAUCAGUCCAACACAAUCCCUCCAAGUUGCCAUAUGUGUUACCAGUGCCCUUUGCGGGACCUGCUCCGCCGAUUGCGUUUCACGCCGAUUAUGUUCCUCCUUUAUUUCAACAGCUGGGCAAACAGUCUAGCGCAAACUCCAUAGACACGAUGAAAAAAGAGGACGAUUCCGCCGAGUUGGGCUCAGUGUCGACUUACUCGGCCCCUACAUCUUUGCAGACCUACAACCAUCCCAACACAUAUGGUUAUCCUGAACAACGGUCCCCCGAAAUUCCGCUGCUGCUGCUGCAGUUUGGUCCAACGCAGACUACUCAGUACCCCCUCUACGACCAACUGCUACACCACCAUCACCAUCAUCAUCCACACCACCCUCAGCAGAUGUAUUCUUUACCCGGGCCCUCAGGCACACUGGACCAACACUACUUGACCCAGGAUGGGGCCUAUCCACAGGGCUAUCCUGGUCAGUACCCUGGUGUGCCCUAUCAAUUGUACAAUAGCACCGCUUAUUUUAACCCAGGAGGCGGCCAAAUCGUGCAACCAGCGAACACUAAUCUUCCUCCAACAGGAAAUGUUCCUGGUUUAACGUCUCAACAAGUUCAGCAACCACCACCGCAGGUUUUAUCUUCAACAGAUUCACAACCACAGACUUUGCAGCAACCGCAACAUCUGCCCCAGUCAGCAGACUAUGGCAGUGGGCAUCGAGCAGGGUUUUAUGGAGGGGUCAUGCCACUGAAUGCCAGUGGAACCACCCAAACCUCCUCUGUUUCGAAACGGUCUGUGGAAUAUCCUGAGUACUUCGCUCCGGCCGAGGAGCCUUAUAAUUAUAACUGA